Dunckerocampus dactyliophorus (ringed pipefish) is the source of this 11180-nucleotide messenger RNA. It is a transcript of the gene pamr1b, whose product is annotated as peptidase domain containing associated with muscle regeneration 1b. Lineage: Eukaryota; Metazoa; Chordata; Actinopteri; Syngnathiformes; Syngnathidae. Gene Ontology annotation, biological process: proteolysis. The transcript has 14 exons. The record is from RefSeq and is a predicted model, not a curated record. Gene Ontology annotation, molecular function: serine-type endopeptidase activity. The coding region runs from base 5305 to 8583 and encodes 1092 amino acids.
UGCGGAUCCAGGACUACAGCUGGGGCAAACCUAUGGGGGCUCCCACGCAACCCCCUGGACCAGCGCAAUUAUCAGUGGGAGGGAAGGCUGGUUCCUCUUCAUUUCCCUUCUCAUCUUCAUCUUCGUACCUCAAGGGACAUCCUGGCCCUACAGUAAGAGAAGUUUAGUUCUCCCCUUUCUCCUGGUUGUGCUUCUUUUGUUCUCAAGAGGCCAACAUCUCUCCCUCUCUCUUAAUCCAAUCUUUUAAUCCCCAAAGGGUACAAAAGCAGUCUGCAAGACAUGUAAAAGAAAGAAACUGACAUGUUUUUGUUAUCUUUCCAUAUUGUGUCUUGCUGAGAGAAGAAGUGAGGUAUGAUGCUGUUUUAUUGUCUUUACAUAAAACGAUGCAUUCAUGAUGUUGCGAAAAUGAAAAGGUGAGACUGUUUAUCCACUCUUGGAUUAAAAAAAAAAAAAAAAGUGCUGUGACCACACAUUCCUUCAGGUAGUGUGAGUCCUAAUAGCGCUGUUCAGACUUGGCACUGAUCCUCAUUUGUUCAGCAAUUUCUCUUUGGAUGUCAAAGUGUGUUGUGGAGGAGUUCUUGGAAUAGCGUUUACUCUAAACGACCGCGUGCUUGUCAACAGGAAGCGGAGAGUGACGUUUGAAUCGAUCGUGCUGACUGCGAUGAUGUUUGCGCCAAAGACUUUUCUGCCCUCUUACUCCUGUUUGCGAAACUCUCAAGCAGCCAAUAAACACUGAAGUCAUGCUGGCCAGUGAACGCAUCUUAGUUGACUGGCUGUGAUUAGCAGAGUUCCCCUUUCAUACAUUGCUGUCAGCUGAGUCACUCUGGAGACGGCUUGUUGCAUAAUCUUGUGUGAUUAUCUGGCGAUGGAUACUUUCUAUGGAGUUGCUGCAAAUAGAUGUUUUUUAUUUAUUUUGCUUUUCGCGUAAAUUCUUACUUUGUCCUUUAAUGUUUUUGUUCAUGUCUCUGCAUGUUGGGUCCUUACCUGAUUGGGCCAAACUGAGAAUUCUUCUUUUAGAAUAAAUAUUGUGUUUUCCAGUAGAUCCAUGCAGAAUAUUCCACUUCUUUACAGUAUGUCUUGCAUACUGUAGAUGUCAUUUAUCGACGUGCAUAACUGAGUGAGUGAUAUUACACUUCAUUAGUGGUUUCCUAGAAGGGAGAAGUUUACUGAGGGCAGUCUGCAGGAUGAACGGUGGGAUAAGCCUCCACUCUGAUGUGCGCUGCCCACAGAGGUCCCCAGGGAGUUUCGCCUUUUCCAUGAUGGCUAAAUCACUCUGACCUCAAAAUACCAGGCCGCUGCUGUGGAGACUGUGCAAAGACACCCGGUACACUACACACUCCCAGCUCCUAUUAAAACUGUUUUUCCACAAUUCGUCAUGGGUAAAAUAAGCACCUUUUUGUCUUGCGGAAAUCAUUUCAUUAUGUAUAUGUACUGUGUAAUGUAACUGUGUAAUGUCACUUGCUUGGCAAGGCACAGUUUUGCGAAGAACAAGAAAAAGAGCAGUCUUUUAAGAAAGAGAAAUUCCCUUUACCUCCUAUUACAGCAAUUAUCAAUCAGUCACCAAAUGAAUGCACACGACGAAAGAUCUCAGGGUGAGGGGCUAUGCCAAAUGGUGUCGCACCCACAAGUGGCUGGAUUUGGUGCCUUGCCCAAGUGCACCUUGGCGAGGUUCAGGAAGCGAGCCAGUAUCUACAAUACAACCAGUCCCAGCUUUUGAUGCAUGAUAUCUGCCCCUUUUUUGUCAUUGGCUGCACAAUGGCGAUCCUGGUUCGUAUCUCCGUUGGAACAUUGCUGUGUGGCGUUUGCACGUCUUCCUCCCACAUUCUAAAGACAUGCAUGUUAGGUUAAUUAGAGACUCUAAAUUAUCCAUAGCUGUUCAUGUGAGUAUGAAUGGUUGUCUGUCUAUAUGUGCCCUAUGAUUGGCGGGUGACCAGUCCAGGGUGGACCCCACCUCUCGCUCGAAGUCAGGGAUAGGCUCCCUGACUUCUUGACACCAAGUGCAUACCUGCAUUCUUGGACAUUAGAUAGUAACAAUAGAGUAUUGAUAUCUGAUUGUUGGUAUCCCGAUACAGUACCAUGAGAGAGAAAAUGUGAUAUAUAGCUAUAUACCUAUAGUUACUAGUUACUUUUCCAAAAACGUUAUUGCAUUAUUCCUUCAUAAAUGUAAUUAGUUACCAGGGAAAGUAAUUAUUACUUUUUUGAAAACCUCCAAAUAUCUGGUCUGCGCCAAUGAGACCUCACCAUAACAGUGCACAAUUGAACGACCUGCUUGUGUUUUGUUUUGAUGUUUGGAAUGUUUUGAUGUUCCGUGAAAGCGCCUCUCGUGUGGUUGGUAGAAGAGAAUGCAGACACGGUGUACGAGAGAUAUACGGUGUUGGAACUAAGCACAGCUGUUGACGUGUUAAGGUCAGAAUAAAGUUCAAAAACAGCAUCAGACUAUGUGACUCUGUUGGGAUCCAACAAUAAUAAAGCACCAAAUUUGACUGUCUAUAAGGGUAACAGCGUUGUAACGUUUGAGAUAUUAAUUCAUUUAUUACCUAUUACUGGAAACCAAUAAUAUUAAUGCCACUGAAUAUCAAUAUGUAGCAGGCAGCUGUCGUUGUCGUCCACUAUAAGUGAAAUAACACAGUCGCCAUGCAAAGUGAGACAGAGAAUGUUCCGAGCAUUGAGAAAAAAAGAAAAAAACUUGAUAACUGCUGCAAAUGCCACAGACAGCAGGGAGCACAUACUUCACUUAUGCAAAUUGUCUGUAACUCUAGCGGUGGCUGUUUUUUUUGUCGUUGUUUAUAAAUGUCAUCUGAUGCAAAAGCCAAUUUUCUAGCUUAGUAGAGGGAAGCUUGUAAAUAGUGACAGAUUUAAAGUGGGUGCAAGCUUGUGAGGACAUAUUCAAAACCUUUUGGAUACACAAUAGCUAUUAUUGAAUAUUUCUUAUCAAGGAAAUGUGAAGAAAAAGACAUUUGACUGCAAUGCAUGCAUAAUUUGGUUAAUAGCUGGACCAGAUUUAAGACUUGAAAAAAACAACACUGAAACAACAUUUCUGACCACACAAAAAGGUCAGGGUUCAUAGGUUGUUCGACCCCAUGUCCACGCUUAAUGCCUUGUGGGUCAAUCUGCAAUGAGCCAUGGAGCAAAGCAGCCAAUUUCCAUGACCACUUCCUGGCACGUUUAGCUAUGAUGUCAUUGCCUGUAUUUACAUCAAAGGUGUGCAGCUGAGCUACUGACUGCUUUUUAUUGGACCCAUGUGCUGUGUGGCACACGGAUCGAUGGAGAGAGUGACAAUGAGUGCUAUUUCUAUGACUUUUUCACAUUCUUGUUAGGUGUUUCCAACAUCUGGAAGAGGAAAAGCAAACACCACUUACAAAAGCCGCAGCAACACACAUAUACUCUGCAGCCAAGCCAAAGUGGAAACAACCAUAAGAAAUAUCUGAUUUUAGUAACGACUGGACCAUCUGACUGGGGCUAGGGAGCACAAGAAAGGUGAGACAAUGUAUUAUUUAUAAGCAUUAAAAAAAAGCAUUGACAGUAUCUUUUAAAAUGAACACACAAAAUGAGAAGUUGACAAUGGCUACACAACAUCCAAAGGAAGGAGGCCAACAAAACAUCAGGUGAACAACUACCAUCAGGUCACAAAGUAAAUGAAUCAGAACACAAAAAUAGUCGGAUAAGGCUUUACUGCAAACCAUUAAACAAAUAUACCCCAGACAAGCAUACUACCAGUGAGGCGUUACUUCUAUCUCGACUAUUUGCCCUAACUUGUGACAAUGAGAUCCUGCACUCUGAACUUCCUGACCACUUUUCUGCUCUUCCAUAGAACUGACUGUACUUUUAUGCAACCUUUGAUCUGGAAUACCCUGAAGUGGGUUGAACUGAGAAGUGAACCAGCUACAAUAUGUGACAUACAAGCUGGAGGCCUGCUUCACAAGCUGGCCCUCGUGUCGAGAGGCGUGCAUGUAUCACGUAAAUGAAAACCCAUGAAAACAUAGCACAACAUGUAGAUAUCAAACAGUGUGAAUGUCUGCUGAAGGAUGUCUCCUGACUGGCACUAACUAAUGUAAUAAUAUAAUAAUAAUGCCACAGCGUAUUUGACAUGAAUGCACAACACAACGGCCUAGGGCAGGGGUCGGCAACCUUGACUCACCCGCUGAAGAAAAAUUGUCUGGACCCGCAAAACAUAGCUUAUAAACUUUUAAAAGUUUUAAUCUUUCUUAAUUUUACCUGUUACAAUAGAAUACAACAAACAUAUGUUUUUUGUUGUUUCUCACCACAUAUCAAGCAUACUGCUAAGCCAGCAUCGUCGACAGAGAAGUCAAAGGAAUCUGUCCGUGCAGAAUUAAAAACUCUUGUUUUCUUCUGAGAUGGGGGGGAUAAAUUAAUGGUUAGCUUAGCGUGGGGGAAAAUGUUGCUUCUGUCAUGUCUGAAGUUCUCAACGAACGCAGGCAGAAAGUCCGAUAUUUUUAACUCCUUUCAAAAAUGCACAUUUUCCUCGCUCGGGUGUUAAAAAAUAUUCCAGGAUUUCGAAGGGAGCCACAACAACAAGGCCGAAGAGCCACGUGUGGCUCCGGAGUUGCGGGUUGCCGACCCCUGGCCUAGGGCAUGCCACAUAAUCACUGCUUUCUAUUACAUGACAUACAGUAUGUGAAGGAGCACAGUGCAAUAACAGAAAGUGAAAUUUUACUCUCGAGGCAACUUUCUUCAUGCAUUAAUGCCACAUUUUGUUUCCAUUGUCUUCGAAAACAGGGCACAGCUCAAGUUAUGUGGACAAACCCUAGCAUGUAUGAACAACUAUUUAAAAACGGCCCCUCGCUUAAAGAUAUAAUCUUGCACAUUUGCACUUCCACACCUGUAAAAUACCUUAUGACGUUGUCACUCUGUGGGAUGUCGUUAACUGCAGGUGUUGACCCGGAUGUCUCACAGAUGCACUGCAUUUUUAUUUUGUUUUGUUUUGUGGGAAUUCAUUUUUGUGUAGUCCUACUAAUAAACAAACCCCAAUCUUUUGUCAGUAUUACAACCAAGUGAAAAUGCAAGAGUUUAUUAGUGGGCAUCUGAAUGUGGGUUCAGAAAGCAGCCUCGGGUCAUCUCUCCGUAAGGACCCAGCAGCAUACCUCUAAUGACAUUACCAAGCUAGCUCUUAAAAAUCGUCUUUUUUCCUUCAUGUUUAUGUCCCAUAAUUCAGCUUUUAGAUUCUUCUGGACCAGUGUCUUUUAGCAAGCAGGGAGGACGCAAAUCCCAUGAGAAAAGGUGCUGUCUUCACUUGGCGAUUACAGGAAUUUGUACAACCAUUGUCCCGGUCCAGAGUGGAACUCUAUGUGUAUGGGCUGUUGUGAGUACGACGUGAUCCGCUGCAAAUGCCCCCUGCAGGGGACUUCAGUGGGCUAUUCCGUGCCCUGCUGCCGCAACGCCAUCAACGAGUGCGACCCCUGCAUCAUCCAUCCUGGUUGCAGCAUAUUUGAGAACUGUAAGCGGUGCAACAAUGGAACAUGGGGUCCCAAAGAUGACUUCUUCGUCAGGGGCCAAUACUGUGCUGAGUGUCGUCCUGGAUGGUCCGGUGGCGAUUGCAUGAAGUGUGGUGGGGUGAUCCACAAACGUCAGGGCCACUUGGUGCUGGAGAGCUACCCCAACAAUGCUCGCUGUGAGUGGACAAUACAGGUGGACCAGCCUUUUACGAUAGAACUCAGGUUUAUGAUGCUGAGUUUGGAGUCGCAUCCUUCUUGUCGCUAUGACUAUGUGGAGGUCAGAGACGGCAACAGCAUCAACUCUCGUGUUAUAGCACGGUUGUGUGGAAACAACAGAGCUGCUCCCAUUCAGAGUUCUGGCAACAGUCUACACAUUCUUUUUGAGUCUGAUGGUUACAAGAAUUUUGAUGGCUUCUUUGCUACAUUCCAGGAGAGCUCAGCUUGCAGCUCCUCUCCUUGCCUACACGACGGGACUUGUAUCCUCGACACCUCUUAUGCGUAUCGCUGUGCCUGUCUGGCUGGCUAUACAGGCAAGAGGUGUGAAAAUGUGGUAGGAUGCCACAGGCCUCCUGUGCCCACCCAUGGAUCCACACAGGGAGUGUUUCAUCACUCAGGGGCGCGCGUCACUUUCCACUGUGAUUCAGGCUUUGAGUUGCAAGGGUUUCGUACUGCCAUCUGCUUGACUGACGGCACCUGGAGUGCGCCUGCUCCGCGGUGUGUUCCAGUGGAAAGAGUUUGUGCUCUUCCACCGAAGCCAACACACGGGGACCACUUCUUGGUUUAUGGCCCCAAUGAUGUUUUAAUCGCUCUCCAGUACCUUUGCCACCAGCCCUAUGAACUCAGUGGAGUCUCUCAGAGAACCUGCCUUCCUAACAACACAUGGAGUGGAAGUCCUCCCGUUUGCAUGAAAGUGAAUAACACACUCAAACAAGCAGAAAAGGAAAGGAAAGAAACUGGAGGGGAGACAGGAAAAGGCAAAGACAAAGAAAUACACGGUGAUAAAGAUGUCAGCAAAGACAAUAAAAGUGUAGCAAAAAAAGAUGAUCACAGAAAUACAACAGCAGAAGACAAAGACACUGGUACUCUUCCACGGAAAACUGAGGUUGAGGAUCAGAAUGAAGGAAGCAGAGAGGGAAAAAAUAACGGAUUGGAAAAAACAACCAGCAGCAGGGAAGAUCAAGUGGGCAGUGAAGGCCCAGACAAUGGCCUGGACGACGUUGAGAAUAAAGAACCUGAAAUAGUAAAACCUGGGAACAAAGACGACAGCCGUUCUCCAAAGUCGGAGACAGAUAUCACUGAGAUAGUGGUGAUAAAAGACAAAGGACAAGAGGAGAAGGAAAGAAAAGAGGAGCAAGUGAAUGGAAAGAAAGACUCAGGCAAGGUUGGACCCAACGACACCAAGCUGAGGACCGUCAUCUCAGAGGAAAUGAACACUGUAGACAUAUUUCAACAGGGAAUGGCAAGAAACAACACUGUCACGGAUGACAACAACGACAUAAAGAAUCACAAUAAUACGAGAAGUUUUCCAGAGAGGAAAAUCAUUCCCUCAAGAGUCAAUAUCACACAGUAUACCUUAUACAGGGCAGGGGGUGAGGAAAGUGGAAAACCAAAGGAAAAACCACCCAUUGAAGAAGACAAACAAGAGAGAAGUCCUACUGAGAAACCAAAGGAGAAACUUGAUGUGGACCAGGAAGAGAAAGAGCAAUGGAAGGACAUAAACCAAAGUUACACUGACAGGAUGUGCCCACCUCCCCCUCGCCUCUAUCAUGGCUAUCACAUAAUGGUGCCAGGGGCCAAUCCUGAGACAGUCGAGUUCUUCUGUAAUCACUCUUACGCUCUGAGUGGAGACGCCCAGUGGAGCUGCCAGCCAAAUGGUACCUGGAGUGGCAAACAGCCACUGUGUGUUAGAGCAUGUCGGGAGCCCAAAGUUUCAGAAUUAGUCAGACAAAGAAUUCUGCCACCUCAAGAGCCAUUCAGAAAGACACCAGUACACAAGCUGUACUUAUCUGCACUGGGCCGGCAAAUCCAGUCAGAGGGCUCCACCAAAAGUCCACCAGUACUUUCCCAGCUGGCCCAAGGCUACCAUCACCUUUACACCCAUAUAGAAUAUGACUGUGUGUCUCCUUUCUACCACCACAAUGGCAGCCAGAGGCGGACGUGCCUGAAAACAGGCAAAUGGAGUGGGCGCCAUGUCUCAUGUUCACCAGUGUGUGGGAAGCAUCCAACCUUUGACCCCGAGAGGCCGGGUGAGGCUCACUGGCCUUGGCUUGCAGCCAUCUACCGCCGCUCCACCAAUGGUGCAGGCACCAAGGUGACCAAGACAGACAGCCACUCAGGAUCUGUGCAGAAGGAUGGCGACGCAAGAUCUGGCAACCACAUUCGGGAUUCUGACUGGCAGCUGGUGUGCAGUGGGGCUCUGGUGAACCAAAGGAGUAUUGUGGUUGCAGCUCACUGUGUCACAGACCUGGGGAAGGUUUAUCCUCUGGAUGCAGCCAAAAUCAAGGUGGUGGUUGGGAAACACUAUCGGGAUGAUCAGAGGGAGAGUAAAGGUUUGCAACACCUGAGGGUUGCCUCUGUCGUCGUCCACCCGAACUACGACCCCCAUAUUCUUGACUCGGACAUAGCUGUCAUCAAGUUACUGGACAAAGCAAAGAUUGGAGAGAAAGUGUUGCCCCUCUGCUUAUCAGACAGUCAGAGUGAGGGGGAGACCUCUGGACAAGGGCUUGUGACUGGCUGGUCCCCACUUCCUGACUCAAGUUUAGGUGAUGAUGAGAAGGCAAGAGUCGGGCUUGUCCACCUCGCUGACAUUGUCCCAUGCGAGCAGCAAUAUGCCCGUAAUGGUGUGCCAAUCAGUGUUACAGACAACAUGUUGUGUGCAAGCCAGAAGCCUGACUAUGGGCCGUCGAACAUAUGUCCCUCUGACACUGGAGGGAUUCUUGUCCUUCCUGCUCACGCUGACAACAAUAAGAGUCCCUCUGUUGGCUUUAAUCAAGGGGGGAACAAAGGACUUUGGAGACUUCUGGGACUAGUGAGCUUUGGCUAUGACCAAGGAGAGUGUGAUCCUGACCUCUACACGGUCUACACACAUGUAGCAAAUUUCAAAGUCUGGAUAGAGAGUUGUAUGAAAUAGAAAUUGCACUGUGUGACUCAUAAUAUUUUAAUGUACAUGGACAGUCGCGAUUCAACAUUCACAGCGACGCAAAUUCAUGGAUUUUUUUUUAAAUCUGAAAAUAUUUUUUUUCCACAGACAAAAUCGCGUUCAGCCCUGUGAUAAUUUAUAAAUAUGUGGUCACGAAAGUAAAAUAUACAUGUACCACCGUUACAGAAAGCCCCCGGUUUUUACAUGUUUAUCUUUAUGCGUCACCGAUAAUGUUUUUUCAUCCAGUGUUGAGAUUUCACACUUUAUUCUUCAUGCCUUGAACGCACCACAGUUGUGUGGUGACUCCGAUUCUAUCUGUUCAUUGAUCAUCUUACAUUAUCAUUCCUUAGUGGUGAGUAGCUAUACAUUUUAUUCUUGAACUGUGUUUAAUACGUGUGUGAGGCAUAGUUCGGGCUUAAAGCUGGAUUGUGUCGCGACUCAACAAUGGCAAUUGAAGAGAGAAGGGUAGGGUUCUGAAGCUGAAUCUAAUCUAAUAAUUCCAACAGUCACUUUUAUUGCAAAUGUUGAUCUAAAGUUGGAUGUGAACGCCAAUGUCAAGCAAGAAAGACGGUUUGGAGGGGGAGGGAGCAAGCCGUAUGUCAUGAAUGGACAUUUUCUGACGGGCGUAUCAAUUGCUCAUGGUUUUUCGCCAUUCAUUGGUAGACCUGGAGCAUAAACCCUGUGAAAGGCAGGGAUCUACUGUACCUUUCUGUUCUCUUUUGUUUGUUUGUUCAAUCUGGUCACCCUAUCAUCUCGUUUUUGUAAUGUCUUGCACAAAGGCAACACUGGACAACGCAGUGCGCUAAAUGAAAGGGAUGCUCGCACAUGAAAUGUGUGCAGCAUCAGUCUUUCAUCAGAUGACGUCUCGUCCCUCAAUCUGAGGUUACAGACUUGAAAAUGACCACCAAUGAGUUCAUCCUCAGGUGAGGAUCUGUUGUACUGUAUAUACAGUAUAUUAUAAUGUACUGACUUUUCUAUCAACUAAUAUGACUAUGAAGGUGAUGUAGAUAUUGUAUUGACAGGAAAAACAGGAUGCUUUUUAAUUAAAAGAAGGAGAGGUUGUACUUCUGGUUGUUGUGUCAGAGUGUAAUAUCCCAUUCAUAUUUAGGAAAAAGAAAAGUGAAUUGCAUUGCCGUUAUGAAUAGAAAAAAACCUGCCUGCUCUGUGAAGCACAGUCUGUGUUAUGAAGCAAAUGAAUCCAGGUCAAAGCAGAACCAUUUCCACAAGCAUAAAGGGAGCAUAUUAUUCACAUAUAAUUUCACCCCUCUGUGCUCAAAUUAAAUCAAUUACUUCCAAUGUGACCCUCCUCCAUUAUUCAGUUUGUAUCUCGCUGAAGGAAGCAAUAAAAAGAACAUCUCCAUUCUCUGUUCAGAAGCAACGUGAAGGUGCUGGGAUGUGAUUUAAGAGACAUUUAAAAUGCAAACCUGAGGCAGAAUGUUCAAAUAAGCCUGGUCAUUUCUUCUUUGACUCCACUGUGGCUACAUAUGUCUUGACGGGACAUCCAGAAAAAAGCUUGACAUAUAUGUCACUGGCGAACAUAGAAUUUGGUGUCUGAGAUAUUAGAACUUGUUUAAGUCAAAUUAUGGUUUCUGAUCUUCAAACCUGUCAACAUUUGCAUUUGAAAAUAAGGGAACCUUUUUGGAAAAUAAGGACAAUUCUCAAUCGUGGAUACUGUCACCAUUGUCAUCUGCAGUGUUUGUUUUCUGUGAUGAAACUAUUGAAAAGGGAGGGUAAUGGGAAAGAAGGGCCAAAUAGGAGUUUCCUGGGGCAAACGGGAGAGUUGACAGGUAUGGAUCAGUUUUCCCCAUCAGCUCUAGUUACAUGUGCAGUAAUCCCUCGCCACUUCCCAUUUUGGAUUUUGCGGCUUCCCUCUUAUCACGGUUUUUGAAAGAUGCACUGUUUUGUGGUUGAAUUGGGCCUACUAUUACUUUUUUAAAAGAGCAGAUUUCAGCAAAUGUUAAAUUUUUUUGCCAGAAUUAAGCAUUUUGAAGCAUAAAAAUGGAUCUAAAGGACAAAUAUAAGGCAUUCACAACACAUUCAUUGUGAUGAUAUGUCGUAUUCUACACUAGUCACUAGGUAUCAGUAAUAUUACUGUAAUGUUUGGAUUUUUGUUGCAGGUUUGAAUUAUUUCACAACAGGCACAAUAAUCUCUAAUAAAACUCAACUUUGAACCCCUGACAUCACUUCCUGUCCACCACUCGCUCUGAUCCUCUAGUGCUAGAACGCAUUUACAGCAACAAACACACAAGCACAAGUUUUAUAUAUGUUUUAAAUGGCUUAUUUACUGUUUUUAUGUCUACUAUAUUGGGUAAUACAAGUGUAAAGGUGACUAUAGGGGUGUUAUUUCAUGUUUAGAAAGCUCUAAUAAUGUAAAAAAAAAAAAAACAUUAGAUGGUCUGUGCUCUAACUACAAACAUUCCGUUCAUAAAUAAGGAAUCCUACUGUGAUGAAAUUCACUUAUCGUAAUUGUAAAUGGAACCAAUUAACCGCGGUAAACGAGGGAUUACUGUAUACAGAGAUAUGAUAUACCCCUUACUGAUUGAUGUCUACAAAUCAUUAUCAUUGUCUUUGUGAUUAACCGAACUGUC